Sceloporus undulatus (fence lizard) is the source of this 1760-nucleotide messenger RNA. RefSeq names its product sulfotransferase 1C1-like. Gene Ontology annotation, biological process: sulfation. The record is from RefSeq and is a predicted model, not a curated record. Gene Ontology annotation, cellular component: cytoplasm. The transcript is spliced from 7 exons. NCBI's taxonomy places the organism in Eukaryota, Metazoa, Chordata, Lepidosauria, Squamata, Phrynosomatidae. Gene Ontology annotation, molecular function: sulfotransferase activity. The coding region runs from base 824 to 1681 and encodes 285 amino acids.
CUAUUACUCAGAUGUUCCUCCUCCUUACAUUGUUACUACAACUAAUGAUUUACUGGAGGGGGAUCCUUCUUGAGCAAUUUCAUCUGUUUCACCAGGGGAAGGUAAGUAAAAGAGCACAGUGGGUCAGAGUCAUUGGAAGAGAAAUAAGUAAGACAGGUAAAUGUGUCCCCCACCCCUUCCUAGAAAGAUGCAUUUAAAGUUUCAGUAUUUUUCCAUUUGAGCAUGGUUUGGUUUCGGGACUUCAAUUUCUUGUGAAUGUUAAAUGUAGGUGUAAUGAUAAAUGUGCACAGUUUGUAAUGACAGAUGUAAGUGGUCUUUAAAUUUAUAAUGAAUUAGAGUAAGAGGUGUUUACUUUUUAAAGAAGUGGUUAGGAAUGCAUACUUUCUGUGCAUAUUAUCUCAAAUGAGUGGGCUGAGAGUUGGCACCUUUCUGGACCUCUGCAUGUUUAUAUGCUGGUGAACUGGCAUGGCAACAUUUUAUGGAAUCCUGGGAUUUGCAGUUUAGGGUGCAGUACUUAGAAUUCUGUCAGAGAGCUCUAGUGAAACUGCACGCCCUAGGAUUCCAUAAGAUGCAGCCAUAGCAGUUAAAGCAGAAACAUUGUGAUAUAUAAUUCUGCAGCGUGGAAGGGCCCAAAAAGAGAGCGUGAGAGGGAAUAAAAGAACUCAGAGAAUCUAUCUGUAAAAAAGACAAAACUGGCAAGUGGAUAUGCCUGGUAUUCAUGGGCCAACAAAUCAUCCUGGAGGAAGUGGACUAGAGCCAAAGGCUACUUGGAAGGCCAAGCAAGCACAAUCCACCCAUAUUAUUUCUUCUGCAUUGCCAAGGGAUGGAUCAUGAAUCUGGGCACUGGAGGCUGGUGAAGAUCGAGGGAAUCCCCUUGUCCAGUAAAACUGCAGAGAACUGGGAGCAAAUAAGAGGUUUCCAAGCUCGGCCUGAUGAUCUCCUCAUCUGCACCUACCCCAAAGCAGGGACCAGCUGGAUUCAGGAAAUUGUGGACAUGAUUUAUCAUGAAGGUGAUCCACAGAAAUGUGACCAGCUUCCCCUGUACCAGCGGAGUCCCUUCAUAGAACUCUUCCUUCCAAAACCCAUUCUCUCAGGUGUUCAAGAGGCAAAGGCGAUGCCCUCCCCACGGAUACUGAAAACCCACCUCCCAGUGCAGCUCCUGCCAUCUUCUUUCUGGGAGCAUAAUUGCAAGAUCAUUUAUUUGGCCAGGAAUAUCAAGGACAAUGCUGUCUCCUACUUCAACUUUAGCCGCAUGAACCAACUUAUUCUUAACCCUGGAGAGUGGAAUGAUUUUCUGGAGAAUUUUGUUGCUGGGAAGGGCAUGUGUGGCUCAUGGUUUGACCAUGUUUGCGGUUGGUGGAAGGCUAAGGACCAUCAUCCAAUUCUCUAUCUGUUUUAUGAAGACAUGAAAGAGGACCCAGCCCGAGAAAUCCAGAAAAUUGCCAAAUUCUUGGGCCUAGGAGUCCCAGAAUUGGUUCUGAACCAGAUUGUGCAACACACAGCAUUUGAGAGCAUGAAAGCAAACCCAAUGACUAACUACACCACCUUGCCUUCCUCUAUCCUGGACCACACUGUGUCACCCUUCAUGAGGAAAGGUGGGGAUCAACCAGAUAAGUUCCAGCCAUACCUGAAACAGUACUGUAGGAGAGUGGAAGGAACACUUCACAGUGGCUCAGAGUGAAUGGCUGGAUGCCAUCUGUGCUCAGGAACUGGGGAGAAGUGGACUGAGCUUCCGCACACAGCUAUAAACAGUGUUAAAC